This is a messenger RNA of Cynocephalus volans (Philippine flying lemur), 872 nucleotides long. RefSeq names its product D-aminoacyl-tRNA deacylase 2 (gene DTD2). Gene Ontology annotation, molecular function: D-tyrosyl-tRNA(Tyr) deacylase activity. The transcript is spliced from 3 exons. Bases 12 to 518 code for a protein of 168 amino acids. Gene Ontology annotation, cellular component: cytoplasm. The record is from RefSeq and is a predicted model, not a curated record. Lineage: Eukaryota; Metazoa; Chordata; Mammalia; Dermoptera; Cynocephalidae. Gene Ontology annotation, biological process: tRNA metabolic process.
GCGGUGGAGCCAUGGCUGAUGGCGGCCGCACGCCUCAGGUCCGGGCGCUCCUGCAGCAGUGCCUGCAUGCCCGGCUGCAAGUUCGCCCAGCCGAGGGGGAUGCCGCGGCUCAGUGGGUGGAGGUUCAGAGAGGAUUAGUGAUCUACGUUUGCUUUUUCAAGGGAGCUGAUAAAGAACUUCUUCCCAAAAUGGUUAAUACACUGUUAAAUGUGAAAUUAAGUGAGACAGAAAAUGGCAAGCACGUCUCUAUACUGGAUCUACCUGGCGACAUUCUUAUCGUUCCUCAAGCCACCCUUGGGGGGAGAGUAAAAGGAAGAAACAUGCAAUAUCACUCUAACUCUGGAAAAGAAGAAGGAUUAGAACUUUAUUCCCAAUUUGUGAAUCUAUGUGAAAAAGAAUUAGCUGCUAACAGCAAGUGUGCCGAAGCUGGGGUUGUAGUGGAACAUGGCACUUUUGGGAACAGACAGGUGUUAAAGCUGGAUACCAAUGGACCAUACACACACCUAAUUGAAUUUUGAAAAUUAAAAAUUAGUUUCUACAGCUGUUUUCUGGUAUAAAAUGAUCUGAACUAUAAUUAGAUUUCUUGUUCUUCAUCUUGAAUACACUAACCUGUAGCAUUUUUAGCCUAGAAAAUCCUGGGUCCCCUACAUAACUUUGUAAUAGCUAAUUGAAUGACUUUACCAAGUCACAUAAACUCUAGAUCUCAGUCACCUUUUGUCCUGCUUUCUCCCACCCUUCCACUCAAAAAUUUGGAAAAUGCAUCUGUUCGCUUCAUAGUCAUUAAAGAAAUGACUAUAUUUAAAAGUUUAUAUUCUUAGCUAUAUUUAAAAGUUUACAUACAUUUUAAGUAUUUUGCAAUGAAGAAACUUGUG